Pantherophis guttatus is the source of this 6755-nucleotide messenger RNA. RefSeq names its product SH3 domain containing 19 (gene SH3D19). The record is from RefSeq and is a predicted model, not a curated record. Gene Ontology annotation, molecular function: protein binding. Lineage: Eukaryota; Metazoa; Chordata; Lepidosauria; Squamata; Colubridae.
AGGAGGGCAGCGUCGAAACUGGGACUCCCCGCCCUCUCCGGCGGGAAGCGUCAGGUGCAGGUGCGGACAAAGGGGAGCCUCGAGAGUCCGCCUAGGCGCAAUGGUGGACGCCGCUGCCUGAAGGCCGCCUUUGUUGUCCCCGGGGCCGAUGGCUGAAGCCUGGCGACUAGAAGAAGACGAGGAGGAGCGGAAAGAGGGGACCAGAAGGCACCGGAGAGCGCUUUUGAACCCGGCGACAGAUCGUUCAGAAAGAAAUAAACCAGAGCACCGUUCAUCAGGCCAAGGUCCCUUGUCAUCUAUUAAAGCAGCAAUCAAGAGAACUUCUCGGACAACUUAUCACAGUGAACAGCAAAGAGAAAGAAGACGCCCUGAAAUCACAAUAGUUGCAGCUGAGCCACUUGGACCAUCCUCCUGGUUUCCAGGUGGAAACCGUCUCCCUCAACAAGGGCUACUGUUCCAGUCAACUCAUAGCCAAACGCCUUGGAGAACCACUGAACUUGUUACAGCAGAGCCACCUUCAUAUGAGCAGGUAAUCAAAGAGAUCAAUCAAGUGCCAAUCAUCCCAGCCAGCAAUAAUAAUGCUGCCUGUGCUGCUAAUUCUAGAUGUACUACUACAUCUUCAACACAGACUGACUUUCCAGAAGAGAUAAUCAGCAAUUUGCCAGUAAUAAAUGUGAAAAAUAAUCUGUCCAUUAUCUCUGAAUGCAAAAAUACUCCAGCUAUACAUAUUUCUCAGAAGCCACCUAGAUCUUCAUCAUCUCUGAUAAACAGCAAUCUUCCCAUAAAUGAACAACUCUUAGUUAUUUUAGAAGACCAGACAUCUCAAGAGAAGUCUAAUGCUGCAGUAUGUCCUGUGCCAAAACCAAGAUCAAAGGGCAAUCUGAAACCAGUGGCUAAAGACAAUCAAGCAAACAAUCAGGAACAAACGAGCCAGUCAAGGAGCGAAAAUGAUGAGUUAACUAAUCCUUUGAUGUUCCUACUAGACAAUAGCCUUAGAGAAAGUCAUAUAGUAAUGGACAGCAUGGAUACAGACAAGAACCAAAGUAACAUAUUAUCACGGAUUAAAUCAUUUGAGAUGCAAGGGAACGUUGAAACUUCGGGACUAACCAAGAAACCAGAAGCAUCUCCACGCUCAUUAGGCCCCAAACCUAUCAUUAGUGCAAAAAAGCCUGUAGUGGCACCAAAGCCAGGCCUUAACAGAGUAUCGGGAGAAUGGGAGUCUUGGACAGAAAAGAAGCAAAAAGUUGCCUCUCAAGAGAAGCCCCUUCAGGCUGAGGAAGUUGAGAGCAACAUUAUAACCAAGCCUGAAUUGCCAAAGAAGCCAACAUUAGUGACUGUAAAGAGUAAUAGCAAUGGGCUCCUUAAUUCAGGAACUGGAUCAGCUUUGGAGAAUACUGAUGGACAGAGAAAACUUCCCAUUCCUGCUCCUAGGCCACUUCUUCCCAAGAAGUCCGUCUCUUUUGAAAGUCCUUCCCUUCCUAUGCUUCCCCUGAAACCAACAAGUACUGUUCCCAAGCCCUCUCUAGCUGCCCAAUCAAAUGCCUUUAGAUCCCCAGGGGAGUGUUGUCCAAGCAGUGUUGCAGCAUCUCCAACACAAAAUAUUACUUCUGCAGAAGGAGAUCUGAUCAGCUUUGACGAUGAUGUUUUAUCGUUUAACCCUGUCAAGGCUGUUCAAGAAAUUUCUCAUUCAGAAUCAGAUCUUACCAAUUUGCCAUCCAAAGCUGAAUCUGCAAAAGAGCAACCACUUCAGCCAGCUGUUGUGCGUAAACCUACUGUAAUCCGAAUCCCAUCUAAACCAGCAAAAGCUUUAAAUGACAUUCUGGAAAGCCCUCCUCCAUUACCUACAGAGAAACCAAUUGGAAGCACAUCUGGUAUUGCAGCUGGAAAACUCAAUAACAUCAACAUAAUUAACAAGGAACCUGAACAGCCCAGCUUGAUACAGCCAAUCAAGAAUGAGCCUGUUCUGCCUCCAAGACCCGUUCAGGGGAAAAUCAUACCAUCUCGGCCUUCUCCACCUAAAGGGGCCCCAGGAAGACCACCCCCCCCAAAAUCCACCAAAAUCUCAUCAGAUACUGAUAGAUUUCCACGCUCGUCAUCUGAUGUGACACUCCAUAAGAAACCUAGCAUGCUUGGAUUGGGAAUCAAAAAAACAAAGAGUGAUGAUUUUAACAAACAUGGCUCAGAUUUACCCCCUCGACCCAAGCCAGGUCAUCCUCUAUACAAUAAAUACAUGCUUCCUGUGCAUCAUGGAAUUGCUAAAGAAGACAUUUCACCUCAAAAUGCUGGACAUCUCUCUUGUAAGGAUUCAGCUAACAUGCAGAAGAUUAGUGAUUCAAGUGUUCCUCACGCAAUAGUGCUGCAUAAUUUCACAGCAGAACAUACUGAUGAUUUGGACCUUAGUAUUGGAGACACUGUUUUACUUCUGGAAAAAAUAGAUGAUGAGUGGUACAGAGGAAAAUGCAAGAAUCGUACUGGGAUUUUUCCUGCUAGCUUUGUCAAAAUUAUUACUGAUACUCCAGGAGAAAACAACUGGAAAAAGGAGCAGCUUUCACCAUCCAAUAUUGUUGGCCCAAGAUGUAGAGCUAGAUUUGAAUACAUUGGAGACCUGAAAGAUGAAUUAAGUUUUUCAGAAGGUGAAGUUAUUAUUUUAAAAGGAUAUAUUAAUGAAGAAUGGGCCAAAGGAGAGCUGAGAGGUACUUCUGGAAUUUUUCCCUUAAAUUUUGUGGACGUUAUUGAAGAUCUACCUGAGUCAGGUGAUAGCGGUUUCCCGCUGAGGAGUAAACAUUCAGGAUCAAUGACACAGCUGGAAGGAGAAGCUGGACAGUGGUGUGAUGCUCUUCAUGACUUUACAGCAGAAACACAGGAAGAUUUAUCGUUUAAAAAAGGAGAUCGUAUUUUGAUAUUAGAACAACUGGAUUCAGAGUGGUAUAGAGGGAGGAUAAAUGGAAAGGAAGGCAUUUUCCCAGCUGUGUUUGUUCAUGUUUGUUCAGGUGGAAUGCAGUCAUCAGAACCUCAGGGAGGGAAGAAACCAAAAGCUAAGGCCCUGUAUGACUUCCAGGCAGAGAACAUAGAUGAACUUUCUUUCAAAGUUGGUGAUAUCAUAACAAGUGUAGAAUCUGUAGAUGAAGAAUGGAUGAGUGGGGAAUUACAAGACAAGUUUGGAAUAUUUCCAAAGAAUUUUGUCCAAAUUCUACAUCUUUCCUAAGGUGAAAUCCAAUUCUGGAGCAUUGUUUUACAAGUGAAUUCGCUGGAAGAAAACCACGUUAUAUUCUGGGCAAAGGAGAAAGAGUGCUAUCUGUGAUUUUAUCUAGACUAUCAAAUGCAUUUUUGCACUAUUUUUGUAAAAUGUUUACUAGACUGUACAAUAUUUUGUUUUUUAGUUUAUAUUGAGCAGACCCUGGGCAGACUUUUUUUUUAAAAAAAAACAAAAAACAAGAGGAAUACGAAGCCUUAUUAUUUAAACUUGGUGCAUUUUAAUCAUUUUAUAUUCUUUCUGUGGGGGUGCAAUGGCUCAGCAGUUAAAGAUGCUGAGCUUGUCAGUUGGAAACCUGACAACCUGGGUUUGAGACCUGAGUGCCAUGCAUCAGGGUGAGCUCCUGUCACCUGCUCCAGCUCCUGCCCACCUAGCAGUUCGAAAGCAUGCAAAUGUGAGUAGAUAAAUAGGUACCACUUCAGUGGGAAGGUAAAAGCAUUCUGUGUGCCUCAGAAUAUAGUCAUACUGGCCACAUGACCACAGAAAUGUCUUCAGACAACGCUCCCUCAGUUAAGAAACGGAGAUGAGCACCGCCCUCUACAGUUGGAAACAACUGGACAAGGGAAACCUUUACAUUUACUUUUAUUUCUGUGAAGUCCAAUUAAUUACUAAACCCUGCUCAAAUAACUUUUUUUUAACAAUACAUAUCCCACACUAUAGUUUGCGAGUCAAGUUUUCAGAAACUGUUUUACCAUAUGAAAACAUUAAAUCCUCAUACAUAAAUAUGAUUAUCAUGGUAAAAGGAUUGGAUUUUUUCUUUAUUUAAACCAAGUAAGUUAAGUUGUUUAAAAGUGCAUCAGUUACUUUUAGUCUGGAUUGAAGUAUCCUGAAACAAUUAGAUGAUAAUGGAUUUAUGUGCCUUAGACUAGAAAGAUCAUUAGUCUGUUUGAUCCAGUUUUCUAUCCUAGCUACUAAUGGGUCUCCAGCACUUACAAACGGUGCUGAGUCCCAACAUUUGUUGCCCGAACUUUUUUAAUGGAUAAAUGCAAGAUAUAUACAAUAAGGCUGGGCAAAGCAAUCGAAGAGGACCAUUGCAAUGUUCGGCAGGUACAAAAUGCCUGCUUUGAUUAAAAGUAUCCAUGUUUUUGCAAGCCUCAUACUAUUCAUGCACAUGCUUUAAUACUUUGCGCAAUUCUAAUGAAUAAUAAUUGUGUAUAUUUUAUGAUAAGAAAGGCUGGUAACUUUUCUUAUUACUUUCAGUAAAUAAAAUUACACUUAUAGAGAUUUCUUACUUUUUUGCAGCCAAUGGGUUCUGCUGUAUCAUAUUCUUGAUUUAUAUCUAGAGUGACUUUUCAAAGAUUCUUGGAUCUUUUUUAAAAAUCUGAUAACAUUUUGGAUCUUUCAAAUUCUGUAAUGCUCCCUAUUGCCUUAUUCUUACCAAAUCUACUGUCAGAAAUUAAGUGUGUUCAGAAAACUAUCUAUGAUAAGUGAUGGAAGAAUAAUUUUCAUGGGUCUUGCUGUCAUGACUAUCUCAUAAGAGUAAAUAUUAUUAUAAACUUGUACUACAGCCUGUAUUGUCUUACCUCCAUCUCCAACUUUGUAAUGUAAUUUAACAUAAAAAAAUGCAUCUUAAAAUUAAACUUUUAAGUCCCAUUUUUGCCCCAUAUUUCUUAAAAUUACAUUCUUUAAAAAUGCUGAUUUCCGGUCAGUUUUUCCAGGAAUUAAUAUUAAAUGUUUAUAAAUCUGAUAGUGCUGAAAUAUAAGACCUAAAGCGUAGAUCCUCCUAUCUCUCAAGACUAAGUAAAAUGUGCCCCAAAUCCAUUUUCUUGUUCAAUACCAAUAUUACAUUUUUGACUGUUCACUGUGUGCCUUUAUGGAGGGGGUGAAACAGUACUUAAGAACACAGCACAGUCACAGCUUUGCCUAUAAUUGCUGGAAGCCACAAUUGUGUGGAAGGCACAAGUAACAAGAAUAAAUAAUGAAGGCUCGAUAGCAAAACAAUCAUGUGAACAAACCGAAUCCCAAAGAAUGAAAAAAAGGAAAAUUCUUUCACAGGGCCCUGUUUUUCCUCCAAACUAUGCCCUUUGGCUAGUAAGGGGGAGGGAAGCAUGCAGGAACAGCUUCUCUUUGCAGACCUCUUACACUCUUAUUAUCCAGAACUCAUAGUUAGCUGCUAAGCCAUAAAAUACGUAGCAGCCUCUAAUUCAGAAGUCAGCCUCUCAUUGUAAUAAGCAGGCCUGCUGUAGUUAUUUCUGGUUUCCAAGGAAUGCUUUGACAACAAUCCACCCGUGCUUUUAAUUAGGGCCAGAUUUUAAAACCAAACUACACUUUGGUUUGAGGUUUGGCAUAUUGUGCAAAUCAAAUUUUAUUUUAGAGGACAAAAGCAAUGAAAAAUCUUACCUUUUGCUUUCGAUUCAAUCCAAUCAAUGUGUCGCCUAUUCAUAAAAUGGUAGUUUCCCAUCUUAAAUUUCUUAAAGCUUUAUACAUGCUUUUUGAUCACAAUGGUGUGCUUUGGCACUUAUAAAGGGUAUCGAUGUCAUUGGACAAACUAAUAUUAAUCAAAAUUUCCAUUUAAAAACUGGAGGAAAAUACCCACCUGUUAGGUAGUUGACUUUGAGUGUUAUCUUGUUCCCUAGUUGUGGUCAUUCUUUAAGAAUAUAGUAACUCCAUGAUAUAAAAAUAGUUAAAUAAGCAAAAUUCAGCUUUCCAGUACAUGUUAAAUUGGUUAGUUGAAGGCAGAACCCAUUAUUCACAACUGCAACUUUUAUUGCCAUCUCAUAUUUUGCUGCAUUUUUUUAGGAACGAUGGACCUCUUUUUGUUGUAUGUCAGCUGCAUUAUUUAGGCUUUUGAGGGUCAUUGCAAAUGCUGACUGAAAACCACUGUGUACCAGACUGAAUGCAAUGCUUGUUAAAAAUGACUUUUAUAAUUUUUCUUAUCUAUAUUUUCAGAUUUUGUAUUUUUCCAUAUUCAUUCUCAACAUGUAAUUUUCCAGUGACUGAGAAAUGGUUGUUUCGUGUUACUAAUGAAAAUGCACUAAUUUCUUUUUUUCUACAUUAGUAGUAAAUAUCGCUUUUAUAUUUAUCAUUGUUUAAAGUAAGCAAACAUUCACCAGAGCAAGCUUUGUUAUCUUACCAGGUAAAUCUAUGUAUUCAGAUUGCCAAAUACAGCUACUUCACUUGAAGAGUGCCAUCUAAAGGGCUUUUAAUACAGUGUUAAUAAUGUAGAUAAAUACGAAUGACAGUCCCAUUUAAGAAACUGGCAUCAGUUUCUAGAAUGAGGCCAUAAAGUAUUAUAGAUCACAUGCUAUAAGAUUCUCAAAUGAAUAUAAGUACAGCAGUUAGCUGAAGAUACAAAUACAUUAUGUGUAUAUAUAUAUAUAAAUGUGAGCCAGGUUAUUAUAGUAGCUUUUUAAUUUCCAGAUCAAUUUAAUUAAUUUUCUUCAGAUUAUACAAAUUUACAAAAAUACUUUUGCUUCAGGAAAUUAAUAUUAAAAUGUUGUUCCUCAGCUUAAUGGCAUUAUUACAUUUGUAUAUAACCAAUAAAUGUGUUUGUUGCAAACAA